Nematolebias whitei (Rio pearlfish) is the source of this 8083-nucleotide messenger RNA. It is a transcript of the gene setd2, whose product is annotated as SET domain containing 2, histone lysine methyltransferase. The transcript has 21 exons. Gene Ontology annotation, cellular component: chromosome; nucleus. Gene Ontology annotation, biological process: regulation of DNA-templated transcription. Gene Ontology annotation, molecular function: protein binding; histone H3K36 methyltransferase activity. The coding region runs from base 144 to 7976 and encodes 2610 amino acids. The record is from RefSeq and is a predicted model, not a curated record. Lineage: Eukaryota; Metazoa; Chordata; Actinopteri; Cyprinodontiformes; Rivulidae.
GUUGGACCAACAUUGCCCCAUGCCGAAGCUGAGGCGCAGCAGCAGCUCUGGAGCAGACGGUCAUUUCCGACAACUCCGUAUGGACCUGACGUCUGAAUACGCUUGAUGUUUUACAAAGGGACGAUUGCAGACCUUUUUAGAGGAUGGGGGAACCCUGUGACCUUCAACACGUCGUAAAACAGGAAGGGAGUGGUGCUUCGGUAAAAGUGGAGGGCCUGUCUAAGUCAGCCUUAAUAAAAAGUUUGUCACCGAGAGUCAUGUUAUCCAACCAUCUCUUACCAAAAGGGACCAAGAUGAGGGUCAAUCUAGAAGAUCAGGGUCGUCAGAAAGUGUCCUUCACCUUCUCGCAGACAAAAAAGCCUCUUCAGAAUUCGUUCUUCGUUUCUGCCAAUCCUGAUACAACUGUCGCUGAACCUCCCUCCACCUUGUCGCAGUCAACCUUGGAUAAAGGGGGAAAGAAUAUAAAGAGCAAAACUGAGCAAAAGCGGACAUCAAUACCAACUUCUACUCCAGAGACAAUUUCUCAGACUUUCUAUUCAACUCGACUCAAAACGAACUUGGCCAAGAUGCAUUUUAAGAAGCAGAUUCUUAGUGUGUCUGUGUCUGAAGAGAAACAAACACCUGUUGCACCAGAAGAGCUUCACACCUCUGAAUUGGUUUCACCAACGUCAACAGCUAAGAACGACGUUGAAUUCCCAUCGCCACAGCCUCAGGAUGCCACCAACGUCUGUCCCUCGGAAAAUGUUCACACUCAGGCCUCUGAGACAGCGGAAGACCCCAGCCUAAAGAAAUCUCCUGUUUCAACUUUAAAAGACGCUGAUAAUUCCAGCAGUACUGAUCAAGAUAAUAGUGUUUACAAAAGGAAAACCAGGUCACAGUCGGAUAUUGCUCGUCCUUGCUCAGAAACCGAGGCCCACGCGUCUUCCAACCGUAAAUCAGAUUCAAAAAGUAAAACAAACUCGGACAGCAGAAGCAAAGAUGUGAAGAGUUCUUCCUCAAAUUCACGCUCUGGAGGUAAAGAAAAGAAUUCCUCCAAGCGUUCAGAGAAUCACGAAAACUCUUCUAGUUACUCCAAACCAGAGCGUGACUCUAGAAACACAUCCUCACGCUCAUCUCGAUCAGACUGGGAUCGCAGAAGGUCCAAGUCUAGGUCACGGUCUAGAUCCAGAGGGUCUCGAACAACUUCAUCUCACUCCAGAUCAGAGAGAUCCAGAUGUGACAGAGGAUCUCGUUCUGAAAGGUCGUACUACCACGAAUCUGAUCGACGUUCACACAGGAGUUCUCCACGUAGAGAGAGAAGACGCUCUCGUUCUCGCACCGACCGGACUCGAUAUAGUUCCGACUCCGAAGAUGACCACAGGAAGAUGAGGACGAGAGCAAGUGCCAGCAGCAGGUCAUCCAACUACUCAAGCUCCACUAAAGCCUCACAACCCUCUUCCUACUCAAAACCAGAGAAAUCCUCUAAAUCUGGAGAGUCUCCGCACUCCUCUGAGUAUGAAAAGAGAACUUCGAAGUCUGAAAGGACAUCAAAACGUUUAUCAGAGUCUGAUUCCCAACACAAGCGCUCUCCAGAUUUGGACUCUAGUUAUCGCAAAUCAAGCAGCCAUCAUAAGUCUGAGACCAACACCAAAUCAUCUUCUUCCAGCAUGCAUACUGUAUCUCAAACACACGACAAGCACCGAAAAACCAACUCCAGUGACUCUGAGGCAGAUUAUAAGUCAAAGUCACAACCGUCUGACAAAACCACGGGUUCUUCGGACAAAUGUAAAGACUCUCAAGAGAAAACCAGAAGGCCAGAUUCAACAGAGAGAACCCCCUCUAAGUCUUUGGUGAAAUCCCCAAAACACGAUAGACAAUCAAUGGACAUGUUUCACAGUCCUGACAAAGCACUGACGAGUGCAACCAGCACAGAAUCAAGUUCUCAGAGUGAAAGAGAAAAGUCUGAUUCACAGCAAGGCGCCAGUGAAGACACUGAUCAGGAUAAUAAGGAGACAGUAACUCCCGCUGACGAGAGUUUGCAAGAGUCUUUAUCCGAGGCCAAGCAAGAAACAAAAUCAGGACUUGAAAAAGAAAAUAAUUCCUCAGCUACAGCUUCAAUUGAGAACCUAAACUGUGCAAGUGUCACUCUUGAAGAUUUUAAUGUGAAUGGUGGUUGUUUCUCAAAUAAUCCACCACAUGUGAACCUGAAUGCAGCUAGCACGAAUUUAAGUGAAAGUGAUGAUAGUUUAACCUGCAAAGAGGAAAAGAAUUCUCCAGACUGUCCAGAUAUGCCAGAAUCUUCUCUGGAUGCAUUAGAUAUAUGUGUCACACCUGAUGUCCAGCAAACCACUAAACCAGAAACCGCUGAGCCUGAAACUGUUUUGUGUGUUGAAAAGCAAUCAGACACUUGCACGUCACCCAAAUCAGAUUCUUUGUGUCUCGAAACUGAAAACGAGCCAACGAAAGGACAGCAAAAUGAAAGUGAUGUUAAAAAGAUUGGCUCUACCUCCAGGAAGUCUCGGUGGGACAUCGUUGGGCAAGACGCGUGUGAGAGUGAGAGUCCAAACAAAGCUGCUUGUGCAGAAAGUAAGCCUACAGUGAAACAAGUGAUAUCUGUUAAAAAGACAAACAUUUCUAAUGACAGCUGCCAACAAGAGGCUAAAAGUAAUGACAACAUGCAGCCAGGAGAUUUCACACAUUCCACACCAAUUAACAAGACUGAGCAGUCCAAGCAGGAAGUCUGCUCGGACAGCUCACCUGUGAUCUGUAAGAACGACGACCAAAGUGAAACUUCACAAGCAAGCAUCAGCACUGACCUCUUAAAACUUACUGCUUCUCCACAACCAAACACAGAUGAGCCUCUGCACCUCAAGGACACAUCAUCUCAAAUUGACUCAGCUGCAGACGCACAAAACCAGAGCAGGGAUGCUGAUGACAACAAAUCCAGGGAGAACGCAUGCAGGAGAAAAUUGAGCCAAAUGCCACCAGUCACCCAGGAUCUGUUGGCAAUACCCAGUGAUGCCAGCGACAGCGACAACUCGGCGUAUGAUUCGGAUUGUGACAAGGCUAUAAAACAGUUUCACUCUGUAGUAGUGGUACCAAAGCAUUCUUCCCUGGCAAAAGAAGCUGACAGAGGCAGUUCUCCACACACUCCUGAAAUUGCUCCCCACCUGCCUGAAGCUCACGUAACAGGCGAUGUGCAUUUAGGUCAAAUCCCAAACCAAGUUAUCUCACAGCAAGCACAACCCACAACAUGGACUAGUUCAAGUGACACGCUCAACAGCAGUGUGUUGUGUCAGUCCCAGAGCAAUAUGAUUGAUAGCACAAGUCACUCGGAGGGUUCCAGCUCUGUCGGCACCCAGCCUCUUACCAGUGCAACACAUUCUGCCCUCUCACUCGAUACAUCCAAACAGUGCGAACAAAGCCUCAAACAACACGAUGUGAGGAGCCAAGGUAACCAGAUAAACUUGCAUUACCAGCAGGAAGAUUUCUCAAAGUCCAAUAUCAGUGAUGAGAUUGGUUUCAGUCUGAGCUGGGAUUUUUCACAACCAGAGCAACCCACCAGCACAUGCCAGCAGCCUGACAGCAGCCACGGGCUACAAUUAAACACCAACCUAACAGGAGCCCUUUGUAAAGAACAAGAGCCCAGACUGCGCAUCGCUUCCUCUACAUACCAAUCCCCAAACACGCAAAGCAACACAAUACUCUACCUCCACCCACAUGAUCAAGAGCCUUUUAGUGAAAUCCAUCCUGAUUCCCUCACUAAUGACCAUGAUGACUACAGUGAGAACAAAUCAUCAGCAAGUCUUAGUAAAUCGAAUGUUGAAUGCAGCACACUUAACACUCCAGGGUCAUCGAGCUUUGUGCAAGGUCACGAAAUAAGCAGCAACAGUAGAGGCCCUGCUGUACCUGAUCCCCCUCGAGAGAGCAGUUCAAGACCCCACAGAGGCAGAGGUCCUCCCAAGAAACGGCGUCCAGAAAUUGAGUCGGACUCUGACAAUGAGGCAGAAGCUGGACCUUCAAGCAAAAAGGAGCGUCAGGGAGAUGCUUCUGUGUCUAAGGACGUUUCAGGAAAAACUGAUGUGCGCAGACCUUUGCUCACUCUGCAGGAGUUUCAAGAUGCCAGCAGAUGGAAAGAGUUUUCUAAGACCAAAAAGAUGCCCCCUUACUUUGACUUGAUUGAGGAGAACCUCUACUUGACUGAGAGGAAGAAAAGCAAAUCUCAUCGAGACAUCAAGAGGAUGCAAUGUGAGUGCCCAGUUCUUUCACGAGAAGACCGCGCUAAAGGAGUGAUGGCCUGUGGGGAAGACUGUUUGAAUCGACUCCUCAUGAUUGAAUGCUCAUCACGGUGCAUGAAUGGAGCAUACUGCUCUAACCGCCGCUUCCAAAUGAAACAGCACGCAGAUUUUGAGGUUAUCCUUACCGAAGACAAAGGAUGGGGACUGAUCGCAGCUAAAGAAAUGCCUGCAAACACAUUUGUCCUGGAAUACUGUGGGGAGGUGUUGGACCACAAGGAGUUCAAAACGAGGGUUAAAGAAUACGCUCGCAACAAGAAUAUCCACUACUAUUUUAUGGCUCUAAAGAAUAAUGAGAUUAUUGACGCAACGCUGAAAGGAAACUGUUCUCGGUUCAUGAACCACAGCUGUGAGCCCAACUGUGAGACCCAAAAGUGGACUGUUAAUGGCCAGCUGCGAGUUGGGUUCUUCACCACCAAGACUGUCGGUGCAGGAACUGAACUGACCUUUGACUACCAGUUUCAGAGAUAUGGGAAAGAAGCACAGAAAUGCUUCUGUGGAGCGCCCAGCUGCAGAGGCUUCCUUGGUGGGGAGAACAGAGUCAGUGUUCGAGCAGCUGGGGGGAAGAUGAAGAAAGAUCGCAGUCGAAAGAGUGCUUUGACCACGGUGGAUGAGGAGCUGGAGGCGUUACUGGAGAAUGGAGAAGGCCUGUAUGACGAGAAACAGGUGGUGUCUCUCUGCAGGCUAAUGGUCCGCGUGGAAACCAUGGAGCAGAAACUCCUCUGUCUCAAGCUCAUUCAGGACACGCAGAAUCCAUCAUGCUUGAAGCAGUUCUUAGACCAUCACGGGCUCUCUUUGUUAUGGAUCUUCAUGGUGGAGCUUUCUGAAGCUAAAGGCAACAGUGCCAACAACAUCAAACUCCAGAUAGAGAUUAUGAAGACUCUAGCUGUGCUCCCCAUCUCCACAAAGAACAUGCUGGAGGAGAGCAAAGUCCUGACUCUGAUUCAGCGGUGGGCUCAGACGAAAACUCUCCCCCAGCAGACCGAGAUGGAUGGCUACUCCAGCGAGAACACGUCUCGAGCCCAAACCCCGCUCAACACUCCUGAUGGUUCCUCCACCAAACUGGCACCGGAAAUGGAAGGUGAUGCGUCCAAACCUGCUGUGUAUCGCCGUCUUAAAAUCAUUAGCGAAAACAGCCUGGACAGCGCUCUUUCUGAUGCAAGCAAGGCAUCUGCUGGAAAGGAGGAAGAGGAGGACAAUGAUGAGGAGGAGGAAGAGGAUGAAAAGUCGCACACCGAUUCUUCUGAUGGAAAGCCAUUGAAAGAAGAACAUUUAGAUGAAGCUGCUAAUGCAGUGAAGGAGUCGGAGGAGGACUCUGUGAAAGAGAUCAUUCCAGAUGAACAGGAAACAAUGGAGACAGGUUCAAUCAGUCAACAGCACCUUGAAAAUGUGGACGUUGAGGACAAAAAUGACUUUAAUGUUGAAAACAAGGAAACGGAAAUGAAAGAGGUCACAGCAGAGGGUCCAACAGAUGAAGUUGAGGGGUCAAAAGUAACUUGUGAAGAGCAGGCGAGUGUUGAGAAUCAGCAAAGCCAAACGGUACCAGAAGAAAAUAGUUUGGAAGAAGGCUCAUCCACUAAUCAAAACAACGAUUCAGAAAGUCCGUCCAGUCAAACAAGUGGUGCUGAUGUUCCAAAUGAGCAGCCUUCAGAGACUACAGAAACACACGAAGAGACACAAGAGGCAGAGACACAUCCUCCGAGCAGUGAAGCACAACUCGGGGAAUCUACCACCUAUGCUCCCCUGAGCUCAGAGGCACCAGAGGUCACCAUCUCCUCAGAGGUCACCAUCUCCUCAGAGGUCACGGCGAUGCAGGUCGAGCCGUCAGUGAUGGGAACUCCCUCUCAGGAAGAGGAGGAAGGUGUCUCGGAUGUGGAAAGUGAGAGGAGUCAGGAGCCCCAGCUCAGUGUUUUGGACAUAGGUGGGAUGGCUGCCAGGCUUUUGGAAAGCUGGAAGGAUCUGAAGGAGGUGUACAGGAUACCUAAAAAGGUCCAAGUAGAAAAGGAAGCGAGAGAUCGCAGCCGUGAUCGAGACACAGCUCUGACGCCACGCAACACCUCUGGCAGCCGGGAACGCGAAAGAGAGCGAGAGAAGGAGCGAGAGCGUGACAGAGACCGAGAUUACGAUCGAGACUGGGACAGGGAGCGAGACCGCGAUCGAGCCUCGGAAAAAACUCCUCGCAGCUCUGAACGACGGAGAAGACGCUCCCCGUCUCCGCCACCCAUAUCCUACGAGAGAAGCAGCCGGCGCUCUGAUGAAAGGUUUGAUCCAUCAAACGGCAAGAUGCAGAGAGGAGCUGGGGGCAAGGAGCGUAACAAGCUGUCCACAGAGGAGCGUAGGAAGCUGUUUGAACAGGAAGUUGCUCAGCAGGAAGCGCAGAAGCAACAGCAGCUUCAACAGCAACAACAGCAGCAGCUUCAAACUAUGGCUUAUGAUCCUGCUCUUUACGCCUCCAGCCCCGGCUUCAUCACCUACCCUCCUGGUUACCCCAUACAGACUUUUGUGGAUCCCACUAACCCCAAUGCAGGCAAAGUCCUUCUUCCCACCCCUCCUGUUGAUUCCACCCUCAGCUAUGAACAGACUUCUCCUCAGCUUCUCGUCUCAGACCUGAGCCUCCCGUCUCCAUCGUCCACGUCCCAGAUUACUCCAGUCUCUAAUCUCUCUCAGCACAUCACCACCACAAACCUCACCACUGGCAACCCCCAGCAGUUUGUCCAGCCAGCCGUAGUUCCCCAGGAGGCAGGAGUAUCUGUCCUCUCUGUUCCAGCACAAUCAGCCCCUCAGGUACAGGGCCAGCAGAGCUACACCACUCUCUGGGAUCCCACCACCCAGCAGGCAGUGACGGUGCAGACUCAGCCAGCACAGCAGUACGCCUCAGCUCCAGGACAAGCUCAGACACAGACAGCCAUCUAUUACCAGGGCCAGCCGUGUCAGACCAUCUACAGCAUCCCUGCUGCCUAUCCCCAGACCAAUACUCCUGUCAUACAGGCCUACGCAGAGCCCACUGCCAGCUACCUGCACGGGCAGCCGGUGUAUCCUGGUCAUCAACAGGGAGUGGUGGUGCAGCAGGGAGGCACAGUCACCACUAUUGUCACAUCCCAAACUGUUCAGCAGGAAAUGAUUGUACCCAACAAUGUGAUCGACCUCCCUCCUCCGUCUCCCCCUAAACCCAAAACCAUCAUCCUACCUCCCAACUGGAAAGUGGCCCGGGACCCAGAAGGCAAAAUCUACUACUACCAUAUCGUCACAAGGCAAACUCAGUGGGACCCACCCACGUGGGAAGGAAGCAGCGACGGUACAAGCGUGGACCACGAGUCUGAGAUGGAUCUGGGAACUCCCACCUAUGAUGAGAAUCCUUCUAAGUUCUCCACAAAAACAGCUGAAGCAGACACUUCCAGUGAACUGGCUAAGAAAAGUAAAGAAACAUUUAGGAAAGAGAUGUCCCAGUUCAUUGUGCACUGUCUGAAUCCUUAUCGGAAGCCAGACUGCAAAUCUGGACGCAUCAGCAACACGGAAGAUUUUAAACACCUGGCUAGGAAGCUCACUCACGGAGUCAUGAACAAGGAGCUGAAGGCUUGCAAGAACCCCGAGGACCUCGAGUGCAACGAGAACGUGAAGCACAAGACCAAGGAGUACAUCAAGAAGUACAUGCAGAGGUUCGGCUCCGUGUACCGGCCCAAAGAGGACACGGACUUUUACUGACCUGUUUGAGACACUGAUGUGGACUCACCGGAAAGAAGCACGCGCCUGCCUUUCCAUUCACUUCUUCAUGUCCGCUCUGGCCAGCCUGACCACUGAAGAGUUUUUUU